Messenger RNA from Eutrema salsugineum, 1049 nucleotides. RefSeq names its product protein EXORDIUM-like 6. NCBI's taxonomy places the organism in Eukaryota, Viridiplantae, Streptophyta, Magnoliopsida, Brassicales, Brassicaceae. The record is from RefSeq and is a predicted model, not a curated record. The coding region runs from base 18 to 1004 and encodes 328 amino acids. The transcript has 2 exons.
UUUUUCACGCGGCGGCAAUGGCGUCUUCUUCUUCUUCCUCCUUCUUAUCCGUCAUUACCUUCCUCCUCUUUGCGCCUCUCUGUUAUUCACGUGAGUCACCUUCACAAAUCCCAAACGGAACCUUAGAUCUCUCUUUACUCUGGUACGGACAAUUCACGCCGGUCCAAAAAGAGAGGGUUCGUGAUUUCAUAGAAUCGCUUAACUUCGACGCCAAGGAAGGUCUUGAUCCGAAAGUAUCAUCUUGGUGGAAAGUGGUGGAGAGUUAUCAAGAGAGGUAUGAGGUGAAAGAAAUUUACCGACAGAAGAAGAGUAACAGAACUAUAGCUCCGAGGAUUAAGGUGAAGAUUGUCCGAAGUUACGUGGAUGAUAAGAUGAAUUACGGUAAGGAAUUGACAAUCGAUAAUGGUGAGAAACUGGUUGAGACGGCCAUUGGAAAUAUGUCGAAAGUAGUGCCCGUGGUAAUACUUGCAUCACAAGUUAGGGCUCAUGGCGUAGGGUUUUGUAGCGGAACUUGCCAACAGUACGCCAUUACGGUCAAUGGCAGUGUUAAAGGUAAAAAACAACCACAACCGUACAUAAUGGUGAGCAACCCGGAGGUGCAAUGUCCCGGAGAGUGCGCUUGGCCUUUCCACACGGCUGACAAAGGUCCACGUGGCAUGACCUAUCAACCGCCAAGUGGUGAAAUCGGAGCCGACGCAUUGAUUAUUCAGCUCGCCACCGGUUUAGCCGACCUAGCCACCAAUUCAGCCUUAACGGAAUUCUUAUUCAAAUCUGAGUCACCGUACCGCGCCGACGGAAAUCAGAGCUCUACGAAUUAUGUCGUGGACCCCGCAUCCAAGUGCACUCGGGUGUUCGGAUCAGGAGCUUUUCCGGGUUUUACCGGUAAAAUUCGGGUUGACCCGGUGACUGGUGGAGCCUUUAACUCACACGGAAUCAACCACUUGAAAUUCUUGAUUCCUUCUGUUUGGGAUCCUAAGACCAAAUCUUGCUGGACUCCUAUGUAAAUCAUUAUUGUUCUUUGUGAAUCAGUUUAUAUCCUUUUGGCAAAA